AGGAUGAACUUCUCUGGUCUAUGUGGUUCAGCUACCGCAGAUGUGUGUGUUGCCCUCGACAGACAGCACCUGGAUGUUGUAGUUUUAUUUCCCCUUCUAAUUUCCCUUUCUAAUUUCUGGUCUCAGUGUUUUGUAACUCUCUCAAGAAACUCUUUUGUGGAACCUGUGAUGAACAGAGCAGUGGGUUAGAAAUUAAGCAAUUGGUGGAUUGAUUUAUCUCCAUUUCAGUGUUAUUCUGGGCUAAUUAAUAUUUUUGCUGCUGUCUGCAGUCGAAUUCUUCUGUGUGAGGCCAGUCUGAGCAGGUGACAAGGGGUGGAACAGGCUUCUGUCUGAAGCACGGGUGUUUCUGUGCUUUCUGUUUUCUUGAGCCAUCUGAGUUUCUGUUCCUGAACGGCCACGCUUCACCUCUGGAUGUGGUUGUACCAAAAUCAAUAUUUGUCUGCUGUGAGUUUUGCAUAGGCAAAUUAAGGCUCCUUCUCAUCUGCUGAGGCAGCAAGUAUAGGGCUGUGUAAACAGGCUGAGGGAGACUUGAGGGAAUUGCUUCCAAUUCUGCUGUCUCCCCAGCUCCAGGAUGGGGGCAGAUGGGGCAGCAGAAGUCCGUGUAUAGCCAGGAGUCCCCACGAAGCUCCUGGAAUUUUGAGCUGAUCUUGGAAUGACGUGGGAGGGAGAUAACCCUUGUAACUUCACUGUUCUCUGCUCCUUUUCUCAGGGCACUGCUGCCAUACAGUUUCCCCAUUCUCCCUGGUUGUGCUGGGUGGCUUUUGGAGUUAUUUUUUGGCUGAUUGUGUCACUGCAGGGACAGUGUCCCACCCUCUGAGGGCUGGUGGUGCGUCAGGGAGAGGAAACACCACCAAAGCCAAGCUGUGUCACUUCUGGGUUUAUAAUGCUGAGCUGAUUGUUUUGGAGUGGCUGCUGCUGCCUUAGGCUCUCUGGGAAGUUCCUGAUUCUGGUGAAGAAAAGCUCUGAGUGUCUCCAGUGGAUUCCUGAGUCAUGUGCAUUGGACUGUGAACUUCGGAGUUAUUCAUUGACCACGGGAGUUGGGAAGCACCGCAGAGAGCCAGGAGCCUACAAAUCAUCUCAACACCUAAAUGAGGCAUUAAGUUUGAUCUGUUGCUCUGUCUGAAACUCACCAGGGAACACCAGUAUAGAAAUGGCAGAAAAGGUGAAUAACUUCCCACCGCUUCCCAAGUUCAUCCCUCUGAAACCAUGUUUCUACCAGAACUUUGCUGAUGAAAUUCCCAUCGAUUACCAGUUCCUGGUGAAGAGAAUCUAUCAUGUGUGGAUCUUUUACUGCAUCACGCUGGCCGUGAACCUCAUUGCCUGCCUGGCCUGGUGGAUUGGGGGAGGCUACGGGGUCAACUUUGGCCUGGCCAUCCUCUGGCUCAUCCUCUUCAGCCCCUGUGGCUACGUCUGCUGGUUCCGACCUGCCUACAAAGCCUUCCGGUCAGACAGUUCCUUUAAUUUCAUGGCCUUUUUCUUCAUCUUCGGGGCACAGUUCCUCCUCACAGUCCUGCAGGCGAUCGGCUUCUCUGGAUGGGGAGCGUGUGGAUGGUUGGCAGCCAUCACCUUCUUCAGCACCAGCGUGGCAGCUGCUGUGUUCAUGCUGUUCCCUGCCAUCAUGUUCACCAUGUCAGCGGUCGCAAUGCUCAUCUGCAUUAUAAGGGUACAUAAAAUCUAUCGAGGGGCUGGUGGAAGCUUCCAGAAGGCUCAAGAUGAGUGGAACAGCGGUGCAUGGAGGAACCCUCCCAGCAGGGAGGCCCAGUACAGCAAUUUUUCUGGGAACAGCCUGCCAGAGUACCCCACAGUGCCCAACUACCCCUCUGGAAACCAAUGGCCUUAAACAGCAACAGCUGCAAACUGCCUGGAUUCUCUCCUUUUUGGUCUUUUUAUUCUUGUUCUUGGAAAAGAUCAUUUGCAUUCCCCCCCAAGCACCCCACUCAUCUGGGGGACCUUUCUGGUUCUUGUCUCCUGAUCCCUGCAGAAUAUCCAUGCUCUCAGCCCUUCCCACCUCCACUGCACUGCACGGCCAUGGCAGAAAGCUUUUUGUUUGCCUUGAGUCACCAGUAUUUGCCUCGUUGCAGACUGAGAACAAACCCUUCACUGCCCUUGCUUGAGGGAAUUCUCUCCUGACCAUCCCUGGAAAAGGCUCGGCUUCCCUGCGAUGGCAACACUCCCACAGCUGCCCCUGCUCGUGCCCAGCUGCCAUGGAAUGCCCAGCACAGCACCACACCGUCUGCAGCAAAAGCAAUCAGAGCAUUAGUAGUAACUGAUGUUUAUUCUCCUUGAUGAAUGAUGUGGAAAUUUUCACUCUAAGGGAAAUGCAGCACUUAAAUUAUUUGGUACUGGUGACACUGAAGUGAUUUGUGAAAGCUCCACCCUCCGUGGGAGGAUCCCUGCAAGGUAACAGAGCGUGCCCUGGGUGAGUCCUCGGAUGUGAAGUCCCCACAAGUCCUCAUUUGCCUGGCUCAGACUGUUGUGAUGCUACAGGUCUUGCUUUCCCUGCUGCCAAAACCUCUUGCUGGAUCUUGUGUUCCAAAGGGGCAGAUUCAUCUCCUUAGGUUCAUGAUUUCUCACUAAAGCCUGAACCAAAGCCCAGUGGAAACCAGUGCAGAGCUGACACUGGGCCUUGGUGAUGUUCACCCUGGUACAGGGACUCAGCAUGAGAUCUCCCCACCAUGUAACUUCCAUCCCGGUUUUGUGCUGGCCCAAGAAAUGCCUCACUGGACACACUUUGUCCUGUUGGGACAGCUUUUUCCUGGGUUCCCAGCCAGGAGCUGGAUGCAAGAUAAUGUCUGAUCUCAGUGCUGGAGCCCUAGUGUGGUUUGGAAAUCCUUCUGUUAAAAUGAAUAGUUUAAUUCUGCCUUCUGCUGGUGUAUCUGAACUCCAAACAUUACAGUGGGGUCUGGGACACCAGGGGAAGCUUCUUAGUCCUCAUGGCUGCUGUUGGCUCUGUGGCGGGCAGGACUUCCAUGAGGGAGAGAUUCCUGCUUUUCUCCAAGGAUCAGCUGAAGGGAGGAUGAAGCUGUUGAGAGGGAUUGUUUUCCCUGAGAUUAUCCUCCACCUUGUCAUUCAUCUCCAUUCUGUGCCUGAGCCAUCCAAUUCCCUGUGUCCUACAGUGAUCCAGGCAGCAAAGGCUGCAGUUUCCUCUUCCCCCUCAGCCUGCUGUGAAUUUUUUCAAACCUGUCCAAACUGGGAGGUCAGUUCCCAAGUUUUUUAUAGGGAGUGAGUGUUCCAAGUCUUUGGCUCUCAAAGUUUUGGCCAAUGAUCUAGAGUGCUCCAUUUGGGAGACCUAGGAGGGGUUGGGCACCCUGGGGAUCAGACACAGAGCCUGCUGCCUUGGCAGGCUGAUGAGGUUAUUCCAAAUUCCCAAAUUCACACUGAGAAACUGGAAAACAAAACUGGCUCCUGGAAAGGGACAGGGACAUGGUCCUAGCUAGGUGGAAUUGAUUUGCAAGUGGUCUUUUGAAAAUUUUUCUCUACAUGUGCCUUAUCUAAUGAAAUCAUGAUUCACAGAGGAGAGCUCCCACUUCCCCCUCGCCCCUGCAGAAUUCCGUGUCCCUAUUAACUCGUCCUGUGUCACACUGUAAAUAAUGAGGGAAGCACAGUCUGGAGUCUGCAUGACCCCUGUGUUACCAGGGCCAAAGCAAAAGCAACCCCAGAUGGGAGGGCAGAGCCUCCCCAGAUUUCCGUUUACAGCCACACUGACCCUCUGCUGCAGGAGCAGCCCUGCAGUGGCUCUGGGACGUGGAAUGUGCUCCCAACACCAGAGGUUUUUCCUGGAGAGUGUGCAAUGUGCUUGGGAGGACGAGCUCUUGGAGCCUUCUUAACAAGGCCUGAUGGCAUUGUGAAGCUUUUAGGUGCCUUUGUCUAGUGUCAAGUGUAAUUUUAAGUGUUCUUUGUCGCUUGCCAUCAGAGUGAUGAAAGAACUGCCUGGCGUUGACUCCCUGGAAAUACGAUGGAUGCACCAUGGGGUGAGGGUGCCUGGGGCUAAAGGUGGCAUUGGCCACACUUGGGAGCCAGGACAUGGUGCACCCGUGUCCCUUGGUCCUGCCCCUCGCCAUCCUCAGCCUCUUGCCAAAAUUCUUCCAAACCAUUUGAUACCUGCCCCGUUUCAGUGUGUCACGUUGGAGGUUUCGAAGGAACCAAGAGGAGAAGCCUUGCUGGGGGCUCCACAUCCUGCUCUCUUUGGGAAUUUCCCCUUGGAGAAUUUGGGGCUGUGUUGAAGCACCCACCCUCAGUCACACUGGAAAUGCUUGAUGCAAGGAGAGGGGGUGCCUAGGAGCCUGCCCACCGGGAUGGUUGGAGCCGGACACCAAAAUCUCCCCCUAUUAGAGCCUGCACUGCCUGAGAUCCCUGUGGAGAUCAAAGCACCUCCAGGUGGGAGCUGCCAUCUCAUCCCCCUCCCUCCUCUUCGAUGCCAGAAACCGUAAUUCCAGAAAGUUGACCCAACACGCUGCCUGAACAACCGUGGCUUAAUUUUUUCUUUUUUUCUUUUUGGACUCCUGUAUGUUUUUAAAUGUUUACAUUAGAUUUCUAAAAGUUCUUAACAUCGUUAACCCGGCCCUGGCUCCUGGUGUGGUCGGGUGUCACGUGGCGUGUCUGUGUGCGAUGUUUCAUGUCACCCGUGGAGCUCUGGGUUUUGUUUGUGUUUUUCUCCUGAUCACAAGACAAUAAAUGCUCAUCCUGUGCUUGAUGAGGAGAACUGGC
Molecule: messenger RNA, 4707 nt
Organism: Sturnus vulgaris (Common starling)
Lineage: Eukaryota; Metazoa; Chordata; Aves; Passeriformes; Sturnidae
Source: RefSeq, a predicted model, not a curated record